CCGGUUCCUCUUUACAUAACGGCGCGGGGAGGCAUGGGCUCGGGCCACCACCUCCGCCCGGCCGCCCGCCCGGACUGUCGUGGCCCGCGGUGGCGACGGCGGCGGCAGCGGCAGCAAAGUUUCCCCGGUGGCGGCCCGGAGGCGCAUCCUCCCGCAACUGUCAAGCGCUGGCGGCGGAAAUGAUGAGGCGCUGGCCAUUUUCCGAGCCCGGGUUUCCUGCCUGAGCCCCGGUCGAGCGAGCCGCGAGCCAGGAGCCGGUGCGCGGGAGAGAACGCCCCGGGGCGGGGGCCCUCCCACCCCCUCGGGAUUUCGGGGGGCCGGGGGCGCGCGACACCAUGGGCCGGCCGGGCCCGGAUCCCCUCUCUCUCAGCCUGGCCGCUCCACCUCGGUCUCCGCCAUGAACGGGCCCACCCUGCAGCCCUCCUCGGCCUCCUCCGCGUCCUCGGCCUCCUCGUCGUCCCCGUCCCCGCGGGGCUGGAGCGAGUUCUGCGAGCUGCACGCGGUGGCCGCGGCCCGGGAGCUGGCCCGGCAGUACUGGCUCUUCGCCCGCGAGCACCCGCACCACGCGCCGCUGCGCGCCGAGCUCGUGUCGCUGCAGUUCACCGACCUCUUCCAGCGCUACUUCUGCCGCGAGGUGCGCGAGGGCCGGGCGCCCGGGCCGCCGGGACCCCGGGCCGCCGCCCCGGCGCGCGACUACCGUGAGACCGGCCGCGGGACCCCUGCCAAGGCCGAGGCGCCCCCGGCCGAGCUGGGCCCGGGCCCCGCCGCCCCGGCCCUGCCCAAGGCCCGCAGCUCGGAGGAGCUGGCCCCGCCGCGGCCGUCCGCCCCCUGCUCCCUCCAGCACUUGCGCCACAGUCUCCGCCACAUCUUCCGCCACCGCUCGGCCGGGGAGCUGCCCGCGGGCCCCGCCGCCGGGGCCGCGGGGGAGGCAGGCGAGGCCCCCGCGAGGCCCGGCCUGGCUAGGAAGCUCCUGCCCUGGAGCCUGGCCCGGGAGCCGCCGCCCGAGGCCCUCAAGGAGGCGACGCUGCGGUACAGCCUGGCCGACGAGGCCUCCAUGGACAGCGGGGCGCGCUGGCAGCGGGGGCGGCUGGCGCUGCGGCGCGCGGGCGGCCCCGAAGGCGCGGACCGGGUGCUGGAGCUCUUCGACCCACCCAAGAGUUCAAAGCCCAAGCUACAAGCAGCCUGCUCUAGCAUCCAGGAGGUGCGACGGUGCACACGUCUCGAGAUGCCUGACAACCUCUACACCUUUGUGCUAAAGGUGAAGGACCGGACAGACAUCAUUUUUGAGGUGGGAGAUGAGCAGCAGCUGAAUUCGUGGAUGGCCGAGCUCCGGGAGGGCACAGGCCAAGGCAGGCUGGAGAGCUCAGACCCAGAGAUGCAGAUUCCCUCAGCCUUAGAGCCCGGCAUGUCUAACUCUCCAAGGGGAAGCACAGAUUCCUUAAACCAAGGAGCUUCUCCUGGGGGGCUGCUGGACCCAGGCUGCCAGAAAACAGAUCACUUCCUGUCCUGCUACCCCUGGUUUCACGGCCCCAUCUCCCGAGUGAAAGCAGCGCAGCUGGUUCAGCUGCAGGGCCCUGAUGCUCAUGGAGUGUUCCUGGUACGGCAGAGUGAGACACGGCGUGGGGAGUACGUGCUCACAUUCAACUUCCAGGGCAUAGCCAAGCACCUGCGCCUGUCACUGACGGAGCGGGGCCAGUGCCGAGUGCAGCACCUCCACUUCCCGUCGGUGGUGGCCAUGCUGCGCCACUUCCAGCGCUCACCCAUCCCACUCGAGUGCGGUGCUGCCUGUGACGUCCGGCUGUCCAGCUACGUGGUAGUUGUUUCCCAGCCACCAGGUGUGACCCUGAUGCCCCUUGAUAAAGGGGGUGGUGGCACUGGGAACCCAGCAGAGGGUAAAGGCUUGCUGCAAACUCAGGGGGGCAGAGACUUCGUUCUGUGUCCUUCCAGCACUUGCCCCGUAAAGACUGACAGUCUGGUCUCUCUCUCCGUCACUUGUCCCCCAGGUUCCUCCAACACUGUCCUGUUUCCUUUCUCCUUCUCUCGCUGGGAUUCCGAGCUGGGCCUUCCCCACCUUAGCUCUUCUGGCUGUCCGCGGGGGCUCGGCCCAGAGGGCCUCCCGGGCCGAUCCUCUCCCCCAGAGCAGAUUUUCCACCUGGUGCCUUCGCCUGAGGAACUGGCCAACAGCCUGCGGCACCUGGAGCCCGAGCCUGCCAGUCGAGCCCGGGACUCAGACUACGAAAUGGACUCCUCCUCCCGGAGCCACCUGCGGGCCAUAGACAAUCAGUACACACCUCUCUGACAGGCAGCCAGAAAUCCCAGGCCUCACAGAUGCCCGCGGAGCACGAGCAAGCAGUUGUGAACUUGUGAAUGUAACUUUCCUUCCUUCCAGAGAGAGAUUUAAGGGGCACCGUGAACUGCUCAUUUCAGUUUGGACGUGACCCUUCUAUUGGGCCUGUUAAAGGGCCUCCGGCAAGUCUCACUCUCACCUGGCUUUCUCCUUGUUUACAGAUGUAGCUCUUGUUCGCGGACCCGCUGGCUCCCGCCCUGGGUCGCUAGGACUCGUCACGCAGAGGCGGCGGUGGGGCGAGGGCCGGAGCUGGCAGUGGAAACUUGUUCUCUUUUUCACUGACACCAUCAUAGCUGAUGACAGGCUUUCUACCGGGGGGGGGGGGGGGAGCAUCAGGAAGCCCAAAACACUAACAAGCCCUGGAUUCUCCUCUGCUUUUCCCGCUUCAGUGCCCGUGGCAGGGCUGCUGCACCCAGGCCACAGGUGACCACACUUACCCUGCUUCAACUCUCAGCUUUAGGACAAAGCUCUGGCAGAUGAACAAGCUAAAGGUCAAAAAUGAUUUUAGACAUUUUACCUCAGAUUAAUUUUUCAGAGGAUUCAGGUUUCAAAAUUAAACCAUUGCUUCUUUCACUGCACUGUUUGAACACACACCCAUGCGAUUUUUGUUGUCAGAGCCAGCUAUGCAAACCCUACUUGACUAGCUCCUGGUUCGAGCCAGCAUGCCUGGCUUGUCUAUUGUAUCCUCAGGACAGUCACCUGUUGCUGAGAAUAAAGAUAGAGAGAAGUGAAGCAUGUCACCCUUUCAGGGAAAUUCAGGCAAUUGCUGAAAUAGGUGGGUGGCAAGGAACAGUUCCACCCUGGUGCCUUAUGAAUAAAAAACUGAAUUCUGGUUUACAGAUGCUUUUUAUGGUGAGCGUUAAAACCAAUGGGUGGGGGUGAGGGAGGGGCAAGCUAAAAGGCAAGAAGGGCUGCUGGGUUCUUCCGAGGAAACCCUUCACCAACAGGAUUGGCUCAGAGCCUCCAAGAGUCUACUGACUUAUUAAAUUAUCCCAACCAGGUUUUAGGCUCAUUCUUGAGCCAAAAUGGAAUCUAGGAAUCUGGUGCCACAGCUAAAUGAAAAACUCCUUUAAGAGACCACGAUCAAUGUCCUGUUCCAGCCCAUUACUGCCUCACCUGAUGAAGAAUGUGUGUGGAUGUAACAAGCACACACCACCUCCGACAUCCAGGGAGGUCCUGGAGGCAAACUUCCAUCUAUACUUGCCUUUCACAAGUGAAACAAUUCACAGGGAGCUGGCUUGUCCCAGAACUUCCAUGCGGAGGCUCAGAAACAAGGAAGGCAGUGACAGAGUGGAGUCGAUUGCCCCUGGCUGCCAGCAGGGCUGUUCAGUACAGCCGCCAGGCUCACCGAAGUGGCUUCUAGGAAACUGGGAAUUUAGCACAGCUUAACAUUUAUAGAUACACUGAUCAACGCCUAAAAUUAAACCCUGGCCUAAAUUACUGCCUGCCUUAUCUGGGAUGAGGGUUUGGUCUGCUCCCUCCAGCCACUAUCUGUACUCCAAGAGGUUAGAGGUCAGACUUUGGAAGGAUGGGGAGGUAAGCAGCCCACCACUCUUCACCACUUUAAGACCCAACACUUCUGGGUGUUUUCACAGAUGAUAGUAAGGAAGAUCCAAUCCUGAUCUAGAGUUGUGGUCUAUUUCUGAGGACACUUGUCUCCUUCAUAUUCCACACAUCAAGUGGGUCUCUGAGUAAGGAAAGCUAAGCUUAACCAGGAUUAAGCGCUAUUUUGGAUUUCUCUUUUAAAAGAGAAAGUGCAUCACAUACAGCUAAUACUGACACGUCACUGGUACAGCUUUUCCCCUUAUCUGCACAGGAAACGGGCAAGCAGACAAUGAACCAGACAAGUUCCCGCCCUCCCACAAGAAGGGUAAAUAAACAUGUGGGAUAUGACAUCUUCAAGCCAGGGACACUCACUCCUUAACAGCCUCUCAACAUACAAUUCUCAGGUAGUGCCAAGAGGCAAGCCAGGCUCCAAGCUAGCAGCUCUGACCCGCUGGAUAGUCACCUAUUUCCACACUGCUCCAGUAUAGAAUGUUCAAGAAAAACAUUUCUAAACCUUUCUGAGUUACCACGACAGCUCAAAUACAUUCCAACACAAAGCCCCCUCAUGGCCUGGGAAGAAGUGACACUAAACCAGUGCUGCCUCUUUCUGCUAGAGCAGGUCACGCUGAAGGAAGGGCAGCAGUGGGUCCCUGGACUUGAUGCCUCCACAGGCAGUGAGGCAGUGACCCUGAUGGCUGCAGCCAGCCCACCACAGUCAGCACACACCACCACCCUCAUUUCAGGCUCAAUGUGACCACCGCUGGCAGCAAGAGACCAAGCCAGCGGCCCCCACCGAGAGCCCAGGCUCUGAGGGCCAAAUGGACAAUAAAGGCAUCACAACCCCUCUGGUUAUCUCUAAUCACAGGCAACAGGAUAGCUUGAUUGCUCCCAGCCUCAUUGCUUCCUUCAUCUCACGUUAAUGAACUUUUACAAACUAACAGUCACCAGCACCAAAGAAUUAAGUCAAUCAACUAACCUGCCUUGAAUUUUAGACCAGCAAUCCAUAUGGUUUUAUCUGGUAUAAAUCUUCUGCCUUUGAUCAUUUCUGGACCGUGUAGGAGAGAGGAAUAGCAAUCAUUACAAUCUUAAGCCAGAGAACACUAUUUUUACAUAACAGUUUUUUAACCUAAAAUCAAGGCCUUGAACCCUUCCCUAAGGAUUGCCCGAGAUUCCCUCAUGCUAUUAUUCAGCCUUUUAUCACAAAUGUCACGUGAGCUCUAACAUCUCCCACAGGCUAGACGAACUUGACAGUUUGUAUCCACUGCCUUGCCUCUUAACAAGGACACAUCUGACAUCCAGUGUUUGGCUGGGAUAAGCAGCACAUUGUAAUGACCACACAGAAAUGGAUGCAUUGAAUAUCAUUAAAGGCAGAAGGUAUCCGCAGAUUUUUAUGUAUUGUUUAUGUACUGUAUAAAUAACUUAUUCAUGAUGAAUGCAAAUUUUGCUAUAAUGUACAAACUGCUACAUGUGAAUUAAAGAAAGUUUUCAGAACCUUGA
Molecule: messenger RNA, 5389 nt
Organism: Camelus dromedarius (Arabian camel)
Lineage: Eukaryota; Metazoa; Chordata; Mammalia; Artiodactyla; Camelidae
Gene: SH2B3
Product: SH2B adaptor protein 3
Exons: 7
Coding region: 398-2299 (633 amino acids)
Biological process (GO): intracellular signal transduction
Cellular component (GO): plasma membrane
Molecular function (GO): transmembrane receptor protein tyrosine kinase adaptor activity
Source: RefSeq, a predicted model, not a curated record